AUGGCUCCAUUUGAAGCGCUGUAUAGUCUUCCUCCGCCAACUGUUGCGAGUUAUUUUCCAGGCUCUACUGUUGUCCAUGCUGUGGACACCUCCUUGCGAUCACGAGAUCGAACCUUACAGAUCCUUAAGAUGCAUCUCCAAGCUGCUCAAGCUCGAAUGAAAUCCUACGCCGAUGCUCGUAGGACAGAAAGAAGCUUUGAGAUAAAUGACUUGGUUUAUCUUCGUUUACAACCCUACAGACAGACUACAACUGCAAAUCAAGCGUAUUCUAAGCUCUUUCCACGUUUCUAUGGACCUUUUCGCGUUGAAGAGAAAAUCGGACUUGUUUCUUAUAAGCUGCGCAUGCCUCCAACAAGCCGCAUGCAUCCUGUUUUUCAUGUGUCAGCCUUGAAGUUGAAAUUAGGAGCACAUGACACAGUUGAAUCCCACUUACCUACAACACUAGAUCAGUUCGAAUGGGAACCAGAGAAAAUCUUGGAUCGAGGAAUGUUUAAGCAACGCAAUGUUGCGGUAACUCGUUGGUUGAUUAAAUGGAAAAAUCGUUCUGUAGAAGAGGCUACAUGGGAAGAUGCCUAA
Papaver somniferum (opium poppy) is the source of this 576-nucleotide messenger RNA. RefSeq lists its product as uncharacterized. The record is from RefSeq and is a predicted model, not a curated record. The transcript has a single exon. Bases 1 to 576 code for a protein of 191 amino acids. NCBI's taxonomy places the organism in Eukaryota, Viridiplantae, Streptophyta, Magnoliopsida, Ranunculales, Papaveraceae.